AAGAGUCUCUAUCUGUGACUUUAUUCUUGUUUGCUGAGCCAUAGAUGAUGACUCAUACAACAAAAAAAGGUAGAAUCAAUCACCUACCAAUGCCAUAUCAACCUUUUUAAAUACAUGUGGAAUACAGAAUUAUAUGAACCUGAGAAAAUUCUUUCUUAAUCUCUGCCAGACGUGAACAUUCUGCACAACUUGACCCAAUAAAGCAAUUUCAUUGACCGAAGUGAAUUGUAUCUGUAGCCAAUUAUUGAAUAUGAUGAAAAACCCGAUUGCAGAGACUGUUAUUGGAAUUCCAGUAAGCUCAGUUCAGGGGUCAUCAAAAGGAUACUUCUUGUUGCCUGGGCCUGCUGCUAGCCAACAUCAUAUGCACCCUCCUGCAACUGAACCUCCCACAUGGAAACAAAGUACAGCAGAUACAGUGAUUAACAUGAUGCAUAAACUUGCAAAGAAAGCAGACAAUUUAGCACUUGGAGUUCGGGAUCAUGUGAGAUUGGGGCCCAAGAUAACUGAAACUGUGAAGGGAAAGUUGAGCUUGGGAGCGAAAGUUAUUCAAGUAGGUGGAGUGGAUAAAAUCUUCAAACACUUAUUUAGUGUUAGAGAAGGAGAAAAACUAUUGAAGGCUUCCCAAUGUUACAUAUCAACCACAACCGGUCCUAUAGCAGGACUCCUCUUUGUCUCCACCGACAAGGUUGCCUUUUGCAGUGAGAGAUCUAUCAAAAUCUCGUCCCAAAGAGGAGAAUUAAUUAGAGCCCAUUACAAGGUAAUGAUCCCACUUAAGAAGAUAAAGAGAGUGGAACAAAGUGAGAAUGUAAAGAAGCCUUCACAAAAGUACAUAGAAAUAUUAACUGUGGACAACUUUGAAUUCUGGUUCAUGGGUUUCUUAAAUUAUCAGAAAGCUUUGAAAUUUCUUCAGCAGGCAAUCUCUCAAGCUUAGAGAAAUUACAUGUCACUCAUUAAGUUCCUCAAACACAAAUGUUUCUACCUCUGAAGUAAUUGUAUUUACAAAAAUUAAGAAACAGUCAAAUUAAUUAUAGAAACCGUAUAUACCUCAAUUAAUGAUAAGAUGGUCAUAAUUAUAGUU
Quercus lobata is the source of this 1078-nucleotide messenger RNA. Its product is annotated as GEM-like protein 7. The record is from RefSeq and is a predicted model, not a curated record. NCBI's taxonomy places the organism in Eukaryota, Viridiplantae, Streptophyta, Magnoliopsida, Fagales, Fagaceae. Bases 251 to 931 code for a protein of 226 amino acids. The transcript is spliced from 4 exons.